AUGCACAGGGGCUGCGAAGCGACGGCCGACCGCACAGUGGUUGCCGGUACGGCCAAGCCGAAGGUCAUUAUAGUGACGGGGCCCACUGCAGUAGGCAAGACCAAGAUAGGCCUGGAGCUGGCAAAGCGACUGGGUGGCGAAGUGAUCUCUGCAGACUCUGUCCAGCUCCCAGAGUCGCAGCGGCAGGGAAUACCGCACCAUCUAAUUGAUGUGCUGCCGCCGACAGCCGAGUUCUCGGCAGGGGAGUUCUACGAAGUGGGGCGCAGGGCCACAGCGGAGAUUAUCAGGCGUGGAAAGGUGCCCAUUGUGGUGGGCGGGACCGGCUUCUACCUGCGGUGGUUCAUGUACGGCAAGGCCCAGACGCCGCAGUCGAGUCCAGAGCUGCGAGCGAAGGUGGCCAGCCUAAUACAAGAGGCAUGGGCCAAGGCGGCAGAGGCCGCUGCCUUGACAGCGGCCCUGGGGCCGCAGCAGGAGGAAGGGGAGCCCGUCGCCCCCUGGGAGCAGCACAAGCGGGCGCGGCAGCAGCGGGAGCAAGCCCAGCAGGGCGGCAGCGGCAGCGCCGGCAGCGCAGGUGAUGGGGUCGCUGGCGAGGCUGGCGGCCCCACAAGCACGAGCGCAGCCGAGCACCCGCAAACGCCUGGCGAGCUGCAGCGGGAGCAGCAGCAGCAGCAGGAGCAGCAGCAGCAGGAGCAGCAGCAGGCCGAGCAGCAGUGGGGGACCAAGGAACACCAUCGACAGUGGCGGGCCCAGUGCAAGGAGCGCCGGCGCGCCGCCCGCGAGGCCGCGCCCCCGACGCCCGAGCAGCUGGCCGACCGCAACAUGCCGCCGGACCCGCCCGCGAACCUGUCUCGAGAGCAGCUCUGGGACGCAGCUGUGGGCGUGGUGGCGGGCUUGGGGGACCCUGAUGCGGCGGAGCGGGUGCGGGCGGAGCGGCACAACUGGUACCGGCUGCAGAGGGUGUGCCAGAUCCUGCUGCAGAACGGUGGGAAGCGGAUGAGCGAGAUGGAUGUUGACACCGAGAAGGAGCUCGACUAUGAUUUCAGGUGCUUCUUUUUGCACCGGCCGCGGCGGCAGCUGUACGACAAGAUCGCCUAUAGGGUCGAGGAGAUGGUGGCCGGCGGCCUGCUGCGUGAGGCGCGGUGGCUGAUGAGCCUGGGCGUCACAGCCGGCAGCUGCAACGCCGCGCGCGCGAUCGGUUACCGCCAGGCGCUCGAGUUCAUGCAGGAGGCGCAGCAGCAGGGCGGGGCGGCGACCCAGGAGCAGCUCUCGCAGAUGAUCAUGAAGAUCGGCGCGGCCACGCGCAAGCUGGUGAAGAACCAGCACACCUGGUUCCGCGACGACGGAGCCUUCCUGUGGGUCGACAACUCUGCGCCAGAGGAGGACGUGCUGCGGCUCAUCCUAGGGGAAAUUGAGAAGCCAGAGCACCAGGGCAACUGCGGCGACAGCGGGCGGCUGGACAAGGAGGCGGCGCGCGCGAUGCGGGAGUACAUCCAGCCCCUGGUGCUGUUCAAGGACCAGCAGCGGGUGGCCAGGGCGCUGGCAGAGGUGCAGGAGCUGCUCGGAGGGAGCGGCGGCGCCGGGCGAGAGGGGGGAGAGCGCGGCCGCGGCGGCGGCGCCGGCGACCAGAGUGGGCCGGACGGCGAAUUGCUCGGGGGCGCGACUGUGGCGGAGCCUGCUGCUGAUGCGCCUGGAGGAUCUGCAGCAAGCGAAGCUCCCGUGUAA
This is a messenger RNA of Monoraphidium neglectum, 1722 nucleotides long. RefSeq names its product tRNA dimethylallyltransferase. Bases 1 to 1722 code for a protein of 573 amino acids. The transcript is spliced from 8 exons. Lineage: Eukaryota; Viridiplantae; Chlorophyta; Chlorophyceae; Sphaeropleales; Selenastraceae. The record is from RefSeq and is a predicted model, not a curated record. Gene Ontology annotation, biological process: cytokinin biosynthetic process; tRNA modification. Gene Ontology annotation, molecular function: tRNA dimethylallyltransferase activity.